GGGAUCAAUUUUGCCGGCUAUAAUUAUAAGUAACCCGAUAUGUGGCCCGGACCAAAAUACUACUUCAUUGACCACUCUAAAAUUUAAAACAUCUCCUAAAUUGGCAACAAUGUAAUUUCCUCGCACGUUCCUCAAACACAAUUGUAAACUUGUAACCUACUUAGGCCUAUAUUUAAGUUCACCCAUUGAAUUACCACGAAGUAUCUUCUCCCCUAAAAAAAUUACCCACGAAGUAUAAGUAGUAUAUAUACUCCACAAUCUUUUUUUUUUUGUUAUCUUUCCUAUUAGAAUUCUAUACCUAAAAUAUUUUCUUCAGCUAUUAAAAUCUAAGAAUUCCUUAUCUAUUAAUUUCACAAUUUUACUUCAAAAAAAAAAUAAAAAAUCUCACAAUUUUGCAGUGCAGUUUCGAAUAGAGAAAUUCAAUGGAAGUCAGUGAUCACAACAAGGGUGAAUUAGACCUCAUCUUCCGCUACAAUGUGUUGAAUAAUGUAAUCAUGAAAGCGUUGAUGAAAUGGUGCAGAAAAGAUAAUACAAACCCUAAUGUUCAGAGCCGUCUUAAAGACGUAGCUCUUUGUUUCGAAAGGGUUACGUAUGACAAAGCAACAAACAAGGAAGAUUAUUUAAAGAUGAUUAAGAAAAUUCUUCUUUAUUACAAGUCGAUUUAUGUAGCAAAACCUGCAGCAGAAACUAUUGAUGCAGCUGAUCGGAAGCUUCUCAUGAGACAGUUUGAUUAUGGACGGACUGUGUGCUUACCUAUACUAAUUAAAUUGCAAAAGGCGGUAGUGGAAGAUUGUGCUAAGGCACAAAGUGCAAUUCGACGUAAUAAAGCCAGACAUCUCCGGGUUAGGCUUAAACAGAUGAUUAAGUUUCUACAGCUUCCAGAAAGUGAUCUAACACACGAAUCUAAAGAAACAUUGCUUCAUCAUUUGAAUAAAAUUUCAGAGUUUUUCAACUCAAGAAGUAAACUGCGUAAAUUCUCUGUUGGGUUCCAAACAACACAAUUUUAUAACAGACACAGUUCUGUAACUAAUUUGCAGAGGAAGAAAGACUUUAUGGACACAAUGUUCCUACCCAUGACAAAAUCCACUUCUACGAAUGCUAAUUGCCAAACUUCAAGAGGCCACCCUACAUCUUCUAAACCAGAGCUGAAGAAAUGUAAUACAUAUACAUCAUCUGUUGCAGAUCCUAUAGCAAUGUCGUCACAGCCGAAGCCUUUAGUCAUUACAUUUGAUUCACCUUCAACUCCUGUUACACUGCCCUCUGUGGCUGAGCAAAUUGUGAAUCCUGCUAAAGAAUUUGCAGCAACAAAAGCUGAAGGUGUGACUAAGGUACAAGACAACUCUGUUACCCUUGGAACUCCCGGUGCAUCCUUUUCCUUGCCUUCGGAUUCUAGUGAUCCUGAAAGCAACCAGCUUUUAAUUCCUGCAAACCUUCCUUUGGAGCACAUAAUUAAAUCGGUAUGUCAGCUUGUGUUAGAGGAUAUUGGAUCGUAGGUCUAUAUCUAUGGGCAAGGCCCAUUAGGUCAAAUUUAUUAGGUUAAGUUUAUGUUAUGUUCUAUAUAUAAAUAAUGUAAUUGUAGUUAAUAAAGGCACAAUAAUACAACAUCUCUUCUCUCUGAUUUGUCAUGGAGCCUUCUAAAAUUUUCGAUUGAUCCAAACGCUUCCUCAUAAAAAAAUAUAUAUAUAUAUUUUUACCGCCGGUGGGUAUUCAUUAAAAUCCACCGGCCAGAUUUAUUUGUUUA
Molecule: messenger RNA, 1741 nt
Organism: Beta vulgaris subsp. vulgaris (sugar beet)
Lineage: Eukaryota; Viridiplantae; Streptophyta; Magnoliopsida; Caryophyllales; Amaranthaceae
Exons: 6
Coding region: 423-1493 (356 amino acids)
Biological process (GO): regulation of DNA-templated transcription
Molecular function (GO): transcription coregulator activity
Source: RefSeq, a predicted model, not a curated record